Molecule: messenger RNA, 402 nt
Organism: Symbiodinium pilosum
Lineage: Eukaryota; Dinophyceae; Suessiales; Symbiodiniaceae
Source: the annotation of a GenBank genome assembly
GCUUUGCCCAUGGUCCCGCAGCAUCAUCAUCUCGGGCAUGCUUUCCCUGGGUGCUUGCAUCAUGACGGCAUUCAUGAACGUGGCUGGAUUGGCACUCUCUGGCUGCAUAGACGUGACUGCUGCGACAGCAACGAUCGGCGGUGUUACUGCGGCUGGCGCCGCAGAAGCUGCGGUUGCCACAGAAGGCACAGCUGCGGGUGCAGCUGCCUUGGAGGCAGGAGUGGUGGGAGAUGGUGCGGUUGGCGCAGAGGGCGCGAUUGCAGCUGACACGGCCGCAGGAGGCACAGCAGCAGCCGAGGGAGCCACGGCGGCAGAAGCGGCAGUGGCAGCUGACGCGGCUGUGGCUGCAGAGGCCGCCACCAUGGCUGAAGGUCUGAGCGCCCUGGCUCUGUGCACGAUCAU